AUGGGAAAGGCAUCUGGCUCGAAGCAUAGGAACCACCGAGGCGGCGGCGACAAGCCCGAGAAGGGUUACACCGGGGACCGUGACGAAGUGGAAUCAGCUGACGAGGGUUCUAGCGAUAGCGACUACCUUUCGGAGUCGGAAGACGAAGGGACUGACGAUUACAAGCGAGGUGGUUACCACCCAGUGAAGAUCGGCGAUACGUUCAGGAAUGGUCGUUAUCGCGUGGUGAAGAAGCUCGGAUGGGGUCACUUCUCGACCGUCUGGCUCGCGUGGGAUGAAACGGAGAAGCGCUACGUGGCUCUCAAGGUGCAGAAGAGCGCGUCGCACUAUACCGAGUCAGCUCUUGACGAGGUUCAGCUCCUCAGACAGGUGGCGGACGGCGAUUCGCGGAACGACAAGUGCGUGGUGCGCCUACUAGACCACUUCCGCCACUCGGGCCCGCACGGCUCACACGUGUGCAUGGUCUUCGAGUCUCUAGGGGAGAACCUCCUCUCGCUCAUCCGCCGCUUCCGCUACCGCGGCCUGCCCCUCCCCGCAGUCAGGCACCUCGCGCGCCACAUCCUCACAGGGCUAGACUAUCUGCAUAGGCAGCUGUCGAUUAUACAUACGGAUUUAAAGCCCGAGAAUGUGCUGCUGGUGCGGUCGAUAGAUGAUCAGCUGGGGAUUGGGGGGAGAAUGGAGGGUCCCCCGCCUCCGCCUCCGCCUCCCCCUCCGGUUUCGGUUCCGCGUGGGGGGGAUGGCGCGGGGGCUGGGGGAGGGCGUGGGGGAGGGGCUGGGGGAUCGGCGGAAGGGGGGGCGUUGGCGUCACCAGCGUCGUCGGGACUGACGAAGAACCAGCGGAAGAAGCUGAAGAAGAAAGCUAAGAAGGCUGGAGCUGCUGCCGGCGGUGCUGCUAAUGGCGCUGCUGAUGGCGCUGCUGGUGGUGGUGGUGCGGGGGCACAGGCCGGGGGAGGGGGAGAAGGGGGAGAGGCGGAGGCGGGGGCUGCGGAUAUGGGGGAGAGUGAGGGGGGUUCGAGGAUGGAGGAGAGCAGCGCGGGCAUGGGGGAAGGGGGCGCGGGGGGAGGCGCGGAGGGGAUGGUGGAGGACACGGCGGAUAGCAGAGAAGCAGGGGGGGCGGCGGUGGAGGGAGGGAGGGAGUCGUCCGCGUUAGAAGCUGGGCUGAAAGAGUUCCUAGGGCUCGAAGCUGCGUCUGUUGCUGCCACUGGCACCGCUUCUGCUGCUGGUGGUGGCGGUGGUGUGGCAGGGACUGAUGGUGGCACACAGGCGAAGAGUGCAGGGGAGAAAGCUUCAGCAGCAACAGCGGCAGCAGCAGGAGCGGCAGCAGGAACAGCAGCAGCAACAACAGAAGCAGCAGCAGCACAAGCGGAAGCAGAGACGGCAGCAGAGGUGGCAGGGAGGAGGAAACGGCCGGUGGACCUGACAGGGAUGGAUAUGAGCUGUAAGAUCGUGGACCUCGGGAAUGCCUGCUGGACGUACAAGCAGUUCACGAGUGACAUUCAGACGCGUCAGUACCGCUGCCCCGAGGUGCUGCUGGGAGCGCGCUACUCCACCUCCGCAGACAUGUGGUCCUUUGCUUGCCUCAUCUUUGAGCUCGUCACGGGGGAUGUGCUCUUUGACCCGCGCUCAGGGCACGACUUCGACCGCGACGAGGACCAUCUUGCGCUGAUGAUGGAGCUGAUUGGUCGGAUUCCGAAGAAGAUUGCCCUGGGUGGCAAGUACUCUCGGGACUUUUUCUCCCGCAACGGGGAGCUGAGGCACAUAAGGCGCCUCAAGUUCUGGCCGCUAGAGCGAGUGCUCACAGAGAAAUACGACCUCCCUCCAGCAGAAGCCACCUCCCUCGCCUCCUUCCUCACCCCCAUGCUUGACUUUGCCCCUGAGAGACGCGCCACUGCCCGCCAGGCCCUCGCCCACUCCUGGCUCGCCGAACCUGAGCCGGAGCGGCCGUUAGGUUCGGCUGGUGCAGGAGGUUCGGGUGCAGAGGUAGGGUCGGGUGGGGCGGUGGGUCGGGGGGGUGGGGAGGUGGAGGAUAAGAGGAAACGUGGUGAGAGUAGGGAGAAGAAAGGGGGUGGGGUGGGGGAGGGGAAGGAGAGUGGUGAGAGGAGGGAGGGAGAAAAUGGGGCGUGUGCAGAUGGGAAGGGAAAGGCGAAUGGGGUGGAUGGGGGAGGGAUGAGAGAUAAGAGGGAGCGGACUGGAGGGAGGGGAGGGGGUGGAGGAGUGAUGAAUGGGGAAGACGAGGGUAUGGACUGCGAUUCUGAGGGUGGUUUGAUUGGUGGGCAAAGAGAAGGUAAAGCAGCUGCCAGAGCAGCUGUAACGUCGCCAUUAGCUCCUUCAGUGCCCUUGUCGGCAUGA
Closterium sp. Naga37s-1 is the source of this 2349-nucleotide messenger RNA. The record is from the annotation of a GenBank genome assembly. NCBI's taxonomy places the organism in Eukaryota, Viridiplantae, Streptophyta, Zygnematophyceae, Desmidiales, Closteriaceae.